Messenger RNA from Spinacia oleracea (spinach), 1802 nucleotides. Its product is annotated as S-adenosylmethionine synthase 1. Gene Ontology annotation, molecular function: ATP binding; methionine adenosyltransferase activity. The record is from RefSeq and is a predicted model, not a curated record. Lineage: Eukaryota; Viridiplantae; Streptophyta; Magnoliopsida; Caryophyllales; Amaranthaceae. The transcript has 2 exons. Gene Ontology annotation, biological process: S-adenosylmethionine biosynthetic process. Bases 169 to 1359 code for a protein of 396 amino acids.
CUCUUUCCUACUUUCUCUAUAAAUAGCUCCCUUGGUCGUCCCUUCCAACUCGCCUUACACCGGUCUGCGAAUCAUAUAACAAGACUCGGACCUUCUCUCUCCUCAUUCUCCUUCUCUCUCUUCCAGCUUUUUGCUACUCGGGGAUUUCUUCGUUCUCCAGCUUGAAAAAUGGCCUCCGCAGUUGACACCUUCCUUUUCACCUCCGAAUCCGUGAACGAGGGACACCCAGACAAGCUCUGUGAUCAGAUCUCUGAUGCAGUUCUUGAUGCUUGCCUUGAGCAAGACCCCGAGAGCAAGGUUGCUUGUGAGACCUGCACAAAGACCAAUUUGGUCAUGGUCUUUGGUGAGAUCACCACCAAGGGAAAUGUAGACUAUGAGAAGAUUGUACGUCAGACUUGCCGUAACAUUGGAUUCAUCUCUCCCGACGUGGGUCUUGAUGCCGACAACUGUAAGGUCUUGGUUUACAUUGAGCAGCAGAGCCCUGAUAUUGCCCAGGGUGUCCAUGGUCACCUUACCAAGCGGCCCGAGGAGAUUGGUGCUGGUGACCAAGGUCACAUGUUUGGGUAUGCCACUGAUGAGACCCCUGAGUUGAUGCCCUUGAGUCACGUCCUAGCCACCAAGCUCGGAGCCCGUCUCACUGAGGUCCGUAAGAACGGUACCUGCCCGUGGUUGAGGCCCGAUGGAAAGACCCAAGUCACUGUUGAGUACUUCAACGAGAACGGUGCCAUGGUUCCCAUCCGUGUCCACACCGUCCUCAUCUCGACCCAGCACGAUGAGACCGUUACCAACGAUGAAAUCGCCGCUGACUUGAAGGAGCACGUGAUCAAGCCCGUGAUCCCAGAGAAAUACCUUGACGAGAAGACCAUCUUCCACCUUAACCCAUCUGGCCGUUUCGUGAUUGGUGGACCUCACGGUGAUGCUGGUCUUACCGGACGUAAGAUCAUCAUCGACACCUAUGGAGGAUGGGGCGCCCACGGUGGUGGUGCUUUCUCCGGAAAGGACCCAACCAAGGUCGACAGAAGUGGUGCUUACAUUGCUAGGCAGGCAGCCAAGAGUAUUGUUGCAAGUGGCCUUGCCCGCCGUUGCAUUACCCAGAUCUCUUACGCCAUUGGUGUCCCCGAGCCAUUGUCCGUGUUCGUUGACACUUACGGAACAGGAAAGAUCCCCGACAAGGAGAUCCUCAAGAUAGUCAAGGAAUCCUUUGACUUCAGGCCCGGUAUGAUCGCCAUCAACCUCGACCUUCUAAAGGGUGGAAGCAGGUACUUGAAGACCGCAGCUUACGGACACUUUGGAAGGGACGACCCCGACUUCACAUGGGAGGUCGUGAAGUCCCUCAAGUGGGACAAACCCCAAGCUUAAACUCGAGAAGAACUCGAGAAGACGAAGGGAAGUGAAGUGUAUGGGAAUGGAAUUCAUUGAUUAAUAUUUUUGAUCAAUAAAAGCAAGUGCCCCGGAUCUCCUCCACAGGCUGCAGCUGCUCUCUAACCAAAAGGAAUGAAGUAUAUGAUAUGGAAUGAUGCUUUUUUAGUAUGGGGCUACACUUUUUAUGUCCUUUUUAUUAUUUCCCUUUAAAUUUUCGUUGUUUUCUGGGUUAGUUGGUUGUUGGAGAAACAGAAAUGGGUGUUGUUGUUGUUGGGAGGUUUUUGUUAGUAGUUUAAGCGGCAACAGCAUUAUGUUAGUAAAAUGAGCUGCUGCUGCAUAUGUAUGUUUUUACAAUGCAAGAAAAGGGAUCAGCUGCUGAGCAGCAUCCUGAAUGUAUUGUGUGCUCGUUAAUAGUAAUGAAAUAUUCGCGUUACAAAAUA